This is a messenger RNA of Ornithodoros turicata, 1231 nucleotides long. RefSeq lists its product as uncharacterized. Gene Ontology annotation, molecular function: acyltransferase activity, transferring groups other than amino-acyl groups. The record is from RefSeq and is a predicted model, not a curated record. NCBI's taxonomy places the organism in Eukaryota, Metazoa, Arthropoda, Arachnida, Ixodida, Argasidae. Bases 187 to 1077 code for a protein of 296 amino acids. The transcript is spliced from 4 exons.
CACACCCAAUAUCGCAGGCAGCCAUCGUGAAAAGUACACCGAAAAGCGUAGACGACGUCGGUUAUCGCGUGCUUAUAUGCUCGUGAUAUUCCGUUGACGGAUUCAUCGCCCUGUCGGCCUUGAUCAACCAAGUACGUACGUUUUCAACGCAUUUAACGUUUUAUCGCAAAGCGUUACGCAGAUACAAUGUCCGCCGCUACGAAGACCGCAGUCGGCCCUUUCACGGUACGCCCUUUAUUGUGGGAAGAGCUCUCGCUGUUGGAUCCUGUUCGCAAAGACUUUGGAUUCGUAACUGGCCUUCACCAGCUGGAGACGCUGUGGAAAACAGAUCCCGGUGGCAUCUUCGGCGCCAUUACCGAGACGGGGGAAUUGUUCGGGGCCUGCGUCGCUCCAGUCGUCGGCACUGAUACCCACUACUUGAGCAUGAUUGCGGUAUUGCCCCAGUACAGAAAGUGCGGCAUAGGCAAGAAGCUCAUGGAGUCUACCAUGGUGUACGCUGAGAAACGCAACGUGUACCUUUUCUGUCCACCAAAUCAAGUACCCUUUUACAGGGACAAGUGGAAGUUUCAGCUUUACUAUCGUUCAUUGCACGUUCUCACUCCGGGUGUCCCGGAUGUAACACAACUGAAGCUGGUCCACUCCGGAGUCACCAUCAACUCGUUCAGCGCAGAUUUGUUGCCACUCAUUAUCAAGUACGACGAAAGUGUGUUCGGAGUUUCGAGAAAGAAGUUGGUGGAGCUGGAGCUCAGCGAACCGGAAGGAACAAUCGCCGUUGCCACGCAUAACCCGCUCAAAGUCUGUGGCUAUGGCUUCAUCACCGGCGAUAUCUACGGCCGUUGUAUUGUGCGUUCCGUCUUCGCCGACAGUCAGGACAUUGCCGAGCUGAUAUUGGGCUGGCUACUGAGGGAAUGCUCGCAAGUACAAACAACGGGUGUGUCUAUCAUUUUGAGACCCAGCACUGAGGAGGACACCUAUUUUCAGAAGAAACUGAAGAUGACCAAAGCUGCCGACUUGAAGUGCCUAUUCCGAUGGCCUUUGCCUCAGGGGGACUUCACCAAGAUUUUUGUCUUAUCGUAGGAACUACGUGCGUGUGGGCUGUGCUUGGUGAUGUGUUACUUUCUAAACGGUACGACAAUUAGAAUACUGUAUUUGACUGACAUUGCAUUGUCAGUCCGACUUUGAGGGCACUCGGUUCAUUGUGAAAAAGUUUGAAUACAUUUAUCUGGUGUAA